Molecule: messenger RNA, 468 nt
Organism: Kuraishia capsulata CBS 1993
Lineage: Eukaryota; Fungi; Ascomycota; Pichiomycetes; Pichiales; Pichiaceae
Exons: 1
Coding region: 1-468 (155 amino acids)
Biological process (GO): translation; maturation of LSU-rRNA from tricistronic rRNA transcript (SSU-rRNA, 5.8S rRNA, LSU-rRNA)
Cellular component (GO): ribosome; cytosolic large ribosomal subunit
Molecular function (GO): mRNA binding; structural constituent of ribosome
Source: RefSeq, a predicted model, not a curated record
AUGAUGUCUCAGAGACCUCAUAAUCAUCAUCAAAAGAUUCUAUCUGGAACUGUGCCGGGUCCAACAACGAACAAAAUUUUACCAAGCUCCAAUACUAACGCAUUACAGGCCGGUGUCAAAGCUUACGAACUCCGUACAAAGUCCAAGGAGCAACUCGAGGAGCAGCUCGUUGACCUCAAGAAGGAAUUGGCUUCCUUGAAGGUCCAAAAGUUGCAGAGACCAUCUUUGCCAAAGAUCCACACUGUCAGAAAGAACAUUGCUAGAGUCUUGACCGUCAUCAACCUACAACAGCGUGAGGCCGUCAGAGCCUUCUACGCCGGCAAGAAGUACCUGCCAAAGGACUUGAGAGCCAAGAAGACUCGUGCUUUGAGAAGAAAGCUCACCAAGUUCGAGAGAAACCAAAUCACUGACAAGCAAAGAAAGGCCAACAUUGCCUACCCUGCUAAGAAGUUCGCCAUCAAGGCCUAA